Monoraphidium neglectum is the source of this 2376-nucleotide messenger RNA. RefSeq lists its product as hypothetical. Gene Ontology annotation, cellular component: HAUS complex; mitotic spindle; centrosome. The record is from RefSeq and is a predicted model, not a curated record. The transcript is spliced from 7 exons. Gene Ontology annotation, biological process: spindle assembly; centrosome cycle. Lineage: Eukaryota; Viridiplantae; Chlorophyta; Chlorophyceae; Sphaeropleales; Selenastraceae. Bases 1 to 2376 code for a protein of 791 amino acids.
AUGGCGAGCAAACACCGUGGCGCGUCCAGGCCUGGUGGCAGUGGCGGACAGAGCCGUCUGCUGCAGCUGCUGCGGCGCCAUGGCUUCGGCGAAGAACUGCCACCAUCCACAGUGUCGUGGCUGGAUUCGCGGCCCGUCUUCCGGUGGCUCGCUGAACACCUGAGUGACGAAAACUUUGUGUCGUCCGAAACGCAGCGUUUGUAUGAUGCAAUACAACUCCAGGCAGGGGCCUCCAGCAGUGGCGCCGGGGACGGUGGUGUCGCAGCCGGGGCUGCAGCCCCUGGCGGGGUGCCGCAUGGCCGGGCGCAGCUGAUGAGUGCGAUGGGCUUCUCAUCAGGAUCAGGCAGCGAUUCUGACAAUGAGGGGGAGGUCGGCGGCCACGCGGAGGGGGGCAGCGCCUGGGAUGAGGCGCAGGACUGCGAGGAGCUGGAGCGUGCCGUUGAGGAGCAGCAAGCUCACCUGGAGCUCCUGCAGCAGCAGCUCUCUUCCAUCGGCGCCGUCGGCCGCCGGCUCGCCUCCGCCGCCGCCCCUGCCCGCCGAGGCGCUGCGCAGCAGCGGCGCGGCGUGCUCAACUCCCUCCGCGCCGCGCGGCUGCGGGCGGCCCAGUCGGCGGCCGCGGAAGCGGGCGGCGAGGUGGAUGCAGCGCUGCAGCUUCUUGCAGAUGAGCUGGACGGCUGGGCGCGGCUGGCGGAGGGCAUCGGCGCGGCCGGCAGCGGGGAGGAGGAGUGGCUGCUGUGCGGCGUGGAUGCGGGGGCUUACGCUACCAGGGAUGCAGAAAUGCAGGAGCUCGUCAGCAGGGGCAUGCGGCUCGUAAGCGCAGCGGCAGGGGUGAUGCCCCCUGACGGUGCCGGCGCCGAUGAAGCAGGCAGCGGCGAUGGCAGCGACUGCGACGCUGAGGCGCCCGCAGCGAGCAAAGCGACCUGGGGGGGCGGCAGCCGCGGCGACGCGCGCCGCUGGCGCGACCAGGAGCGCAGGAAUGAGGGGUUGCGGGAGGAGCUGGCGCGGCAGCGUGUGGCGUUCAAGGUUGCGUACGACCAACGAAUGGCGGCCCUGGUGCAGCAAGCCGGGGCUGAGGGCGCUGCGACAGCUGUGGAGUCGCUGAUCGAGGCUGAGAGCCACCGCCAGCGCGGGGCCCCCUCCGCCGCGGCGAGGGGCGCGCCGCAGCUGGCAGCCGCGGGGGCGGGCGCCAGCGGCGCGCGGGGCGCCGGCGUGGCCGCGGCUGCGGCGGGGGAGGGCGCAGACGCAGUCCUGCAGCAGGCGCCGCAGCUGCGCCGCGAGGCGGAGUCCUUGGAGCGAGAGCGCAUGGCGCUGCAGGACGUGCAGCUGCCGGCGCUACACGUGGCAUUGGCAAAGCUGAACGACACACAUGUGCUCGAGGGCGACUAUGACCGCCAGCUGGCGAAAAUGCGCGUCGCGCACGCCCGCAAGCGCGCCCUCAUUGAGACGCUCCUGGACGCGGCGGCCCGCCACGCCGUGCUUCGUGGCGUCCAGUCCGGCGAGCUGAACUGGCUACGCGCCCUGCAGUCCGCGGUCGACGGCGCGAGGGGCCUGCUUGGGGCGUCCGCGGCCGCCGCUGAGCGCCGAGAGGCGGCAUGCGCGGCUUUGGCGGCCGCGGCGGCCGCCGCGCAGCAGCGCAGCAGCGUCGCGCCCGAGGACGCUUACCUCACACGCUUGCAGCGCCUGCUGCGGCCGGCGGGCGCGGACUGGGCAGCCGUGGCGGCGGGCGGGGAGGGCUGGCAGCAGGGCGGGGCUGGGGCCGGGGCCGGCGGCUUGGCAGGCGGCGGGCAGGCGGGAACGCCGCAGGCGCCCUUGCUGACGCCCCGCAGCAACCGCGUGGGCCCCCAAGGCUUCUCCACCACAAGGGACCUGUGCGUCUGCCUGUCCGGCCUCGCGGACUCCCUGCGCGCCGGCGGCGCCGCGCUGGAGGCCGGACUGCUGGAGGACCUGCCCCGGCGGCUGCGCGAGAUCCUCGCAGUCGAGGGGCAGCUGCGGGAGCUCGCGUUCCCCGCGGAUGGCACCAGCGGCGGCGGCGAGGCGGGUGAGCACGCGGCGACGGCCCCUGUGCUGACGAGCCCCGCGCUCGCGGACGCGAUGCGGGCGCUGGAGGCUCUGAACCACUCGAUCGGCGGCGCGAUCAACCGGCUGCUGCAGCAGCAGCAGGACUGGGCGGCGGUGCAGCGGCAGAACGCGCGGGAGCAGCAGCUGGAGCGGCGCGUGAUGGCGCUGAUGUUCACCGACCCCGGGAAGCUGAGCGCUGCGGUGGAGGAGCUGCGGGGCAAGGUCCAGGCGCUGGCGGCGGCCGCGCGCGGCGGGGCCGGCCCAGUCGAGGGGAUGCGGGCGGGAAGCGUUGGGGGGGCUGUGCAUGUGGGUGGAUGA